AAUUGCUAGGGUUUUGCUGUGGCGAUGGAGCGGCAAAGGGGACGAUUUCGUGUUCUUUAAGGUAUGGUCGAUGGCGAUUGCGGACGCAAUGCCGGUGGCGGCUGGGUAAUCGCGCAGCGGUGGGGCAUCCGUGAUGAUUUCCCGAUAAUUGUCAUCGAAUUCGACCAAAAUGAUGACCCAGAGUCGAGGAUUUCGUGGAGGGAGAGGUGAUUUUGGAGCUGAUGAUGAUGGGAGUGAGAGGAUCCAGAGGCCGAGCACUGCAGAUAGUUACUACAGGCGUCCGCGAAGCGAUCUCUCUGACGGCCAGUUUGGGAACUUGGAUUUCAAGCCGAAAGGAACCUUUGGAAGUGAUGGUUUUCAAAAUGCGAGCGGUGGUGGAAGGUUUUGGGGUGAUCACAGGGGUGGCUUUGGAAAUGCAAGGGGCGGUGGAAGGUUUUGGAGUGAUCAACGGGAUGGCUUUGGAAAUGCGAGGGGUGGUGGAAGGUUUUGGGGUGAUCAAAGGUGUGGCUUCGAGAAUCCUGGCUUUCAAGAUGGUGGCCAACGCUUCACAAGGUUUGAGAACUUUCGUGGCGGAAGAGGAGGAAAUGCUAAUCCUCGUCAAGGUGGUAGCAGCCACAACAACAGUUAUGGAAACUUCCGACGUGAAAACUACGCAGCUCAGAUAUACGGGAGUGGCAAUAUCCAAAGCUCUCGCGGUUCCGAGGACUACUACAAAAGAAAUGGCGCAGGCUCCUUUGAGAGGAAUCCUUAUCGAGGCAAUGGAAGAGGGAACAGCUCUUCCAUUCGUAACGUAAAUAACCAUCAGCAGCAGCAGCGAAGUUUUAACGAGCAAACAAAUUCCCAAAGGUGGACGAAACGUUCAGAUCACGUGAAGAACUCCAAAGAUCACGGACUUUCCCCUCGAAAGAGCGCCGAAACAAGAUCACACGGGGUUUCACACGAAUUUCCUAAAGAGAACAUCAACUCUGAAAGCUUUGGUGAAUUCGGAGAGCCCUCUUCUACCAGGGACAGAAAACACUCGCCCGUCAAACUUAGCAGCGACUACCUGCUUAUGCUCUACAGGCAGGCGGUUCUAACACGGGAAAAUGAUGACGACUGGCCUCACAUCGUUGGGAACUGUCCGGAUAUGUGUCCUGCCGAAGAACGGGAAAAGAGAUCACGGCUGAGAGAUCUUGCAGUGUUCGAAAGGCUGGACAGCAAUCAGAGCAAAACAACGAAAGAGCUAGCUGUGAAAAAGUUCUGUAGGACUUUCUCCGGAAAGUCUCUAAAGGAGUCUGACGUACGUCCACUGCCUGUUUUGUGUCGUACAAUGAUGCAUUUGCUUCACAUUCUGGACGUGGACGACUAUCCUUUUGAAGUGGUGCAUGAUUUUCUCUUUGAUCGAACACGGGCUAUUCGUCAAGAGCUAAGUAUGCAGCGGAUAACCGACAAGCUGGCUGUCUCCGUUUACGAAAACAUAGUGCGUUUCCACAUUGUGUCCGAACGUGAAUUGCGGCAACUGAGGACAUCUGGAAAAGUUUUUGAUUCCCAUCUAAACCAACAACAACUCUCGAAAGCUCUUCUAAGCCUUCUUAAUCUGUAUUUAAUUCUUGGAGAUAGCAGCAAAAGCCUCGAGAACGAGGCUGAAUUUUACAGCUACUAUGUGCUUCUUAACUUGGGUCAGCCCCAACAACUUACACUAUGGUUUCAGAGUGUCAGGCCUGCGCUGCUGAAAUCAUCUGAUGUGGAGUUUGCACGGAGCGUUUUAAGGUGUUACCGUCAAGAUAACUUUCGGGGUUUCUUCCGGUUGGUAACCAAGGCUACGUAUUUGCAAGCAUGCUUGAUGGAACUCUAUUUUAAUGAGGUCCGUGCGUCUGCAAUAAAAAUGAUAAACUACGGUGCCUACAAACUUCAUCCCUUUCCUCUUUCUGACAUCGCGGAAUUGCUGCUAAUGACAGUGUUUCAGGUAGAUGAUAUGCAAGAGUUUUGCGCGCUGCACGGUGUUGCUGUCUCGAACGAUGCACACCUACUUGCGAAGCAAAGCGAGUUUACGCCUCCCCAACAGCUCGUGAGGCAGUAUCUCUGCCAAGUCAUCGAAGAGAAGCGGCCAGCGAAGUUUCAAGAACUAUGCAGCGACUUAACUACGAUAUUCCAGUAACGACGCUUACGAUCUAACUUGGACUUCCGUAUCGAUCAGUGAGUACAGGCUGCAUCGUUUUUGUCCUGGCUGAAAGGACGACGAUUCACGAAUAUAUUCUAGUUAAAAGAGCAGGCGGAUCCAGUGCGAAAGUAUAUACAAGACGAGUGGAGCUAUCAUGGAUUAUCAUACGCAUAGAAAAGAAAGGUGGACGAGCAAAAGAAUGGCAUAUAUUCUGCGUCACGUAGCCGAGAAUAUAGACAGGCCUCUGGCAAAAGUUACAGGGAUUGAGGCCCCUGAUAUCUCAUUUGGAAGACAUAUCUGCGGGGAAAUCCUUCGGUUUCAGAGAGGAAACGUAUUCUGUCCAACUAAUCGCGCUAUACGCGUUGGAUAGCGGACAAGCUGGAGCUCCUAUGGAGGUAUGCAGCAGCAGCGCGAUAGCGUAUUUUUUUUUCGGUUUGGGUUUUUGGACCACCGCUCCACGCGCCUGCUAGCAACAACAACCAUCUUGAAUGAACUGUUGCUUUACAACCUUGCAAGGCAAUUAUUCGAGAGCGGUGGAGGCCUUCUUGAGAUCGCUCUUAUGUGUGUAUAUACUCAUUCUCAGCAACAGCUUGCUUCUAGAAAAUGGGAAAUGCCAGAGAAGAAGAAAGAGGGAGAUUUAUUGUCAAAGGCAAAAGAGGUUUUAAGAUUCUCCUCCUCAGCUUUUGGGCAUUAUGGACGAGCACAAAAGGACAGUGGAAGUUGAACCUGGGCCUUCCAAAGAAAAUCGUUUUCACCUCUCAUUCCAAUGGAAAGGAGUUAAAAAUCUGGAGGAAAAAAUCCCAGGGUAAAGUAUUUAAGGUGGAGGAAACAGAAGAAUAGUACUUGGAAGAUCUUGACAAGAACAAGAAUAAGCAGCCAGGCAGUCCAGCCAGCCCCUAAAAGAAAAUAAUUCUUCUUGGUUGUGCACAAACAACAACACAGAGUUAAACAAAUACAAAGACCAAUCAACUUGAGUAAUA
Molecule: messenger RNA, 3120 nt
Organism: Selaginella moellendorffii
Lineage: Eukaryota; Viridiplantae; Streptophyta; Lycopodiopsida; Selaginellales; Selaginellaceae
Product: SAC3 family protein C
Exons: 11
Coding region: 170-2137 (655 amino acids)
Biological process (GO): mRNA export from nucleus
Cellular component (GO): cytoplasm; transcription export complex 2; nucleus
Source: RefSeq, a predicted model, not a curated record